This is a messenger RNA of Pangasianodon hypophthalmus (striped catfish), 1007 nucleotides long. RefSeq names its product titin-like. NCBI's taxonomy places the organism in Eukaryota, Metazoa, Chordata, Actinopteri, Siluriformes, Pangasiidae. Gene Ontology annotation, molecular function: transmembrane signaling receptor activity. The transcript is spliced from 4 exons. Gene Ontology annotation, biological process: cell surface receptor signaling pathway. The coding region runs from base 1 to 843 and encodes 280 amino acids. The record is from RefSeq and is a predicted model, not a curated record.
AUGGGAGCGCUUUGCAAACCAUGGCAUUUAUUCUUUUUAAUUUUACUUAUAAAUGAUAGAGCUCAGUAUAUUGUAUUCCUUACACAUGAGUUCAGCGUGUCUAAUGUGUCCCGCUUUCAGUUAUACACUGACUCUUUUCCAUGUUUACAUCAUGUUCUCUGUUUCUGUUCUGUUUCAGUGCUGAUUUCAUUUGUACCACUGCCACAUGCUCAAGGGAGUCCUAAAGCUGUGGUGUCCAUAAAACCUGAUGAAAAUGUGUACAUUGGAGAGAGAGUUACUCUCAGAUGUGACGUACAGGAAGGAGGAGACACUGAGUGGACAUACAGCUGGUAUAAGAAUAAUGACAGACUCUACGUAGAGAGAGGAGACAGAGUCUAUACAGACAGCACAAUGCAAGAGGUCAGUAUCAGGUCUGUUAGUGACUCUGACAGUGGUGACUACACCUGCCAAGGACAGAGACGUGACUCUCAGAGCUCAGACAUCAGUGAUACUGUUACACUGACUGUAUCAGAGAGACCACGGGCAGUACUGAGUGUAUCUCCACAGAGCUGGCUGACUGAAGGAGACUCAGUGACUCUAAGCUGUGAGGUUACAGACUCCUCUACAGACUGGACAUUCAGCUGGUACACAGUUGUUCUCUACAGAGACAAUAAUGGUCAUAUCAGUGCUAAAAAAAAGCUUCUCUCAGACAGCAGCAGAGGAUCCAGAGGCUUCUACACUCUCAGUCCUGCUGCUCUUAACCACACAGGAGUUUAUGUGUGCAGAGGAGAGAGAGAAGAACGACGCUCUUACACAAAUUACAGCAAUCUACAGCUACUAUGGAUCACUGGUGAGGAAAAAUAACAACACUGGUGUGUUGGAGUGUUGAAUAUAUAUUCAUAAAUACAGUAAAAACAUUAUUACAGCAUUAAUUUUAAAUAUGGAGAAUCACAGCUGUGCUAAUGUUUGGUGUAAAAAUCUUUAUAUUCACUCUCCUGAGUGAGGAAUGUUUAAGGCAGUUGAAUAGC